AUGGCGACCAGCGCCCCUCUGCUGGGCAAGCAGGGCAAGGCCGCCCACAGCAAGGCAUCGAUCUUCUAUGGAGCAGACGAGUACCUUGAGGAGCUGAGUAAGUGUCUAUUGGAGCUUAAGAAGAAGUACGAGCACGACCACGAAAUUGCUGCCCUCAAGAAUGCGCUGCCGGGCGAGGGAGAUCCUAACGCGGCAGGCGUUGCCCAGAGCAACGACAAGAUGCUCUCCGUUCAGAAGAACGACGAGAACAGGAGCUUGAAGACCAAUCGGCUCUUCCCGACUCCGAACAAGCCAGACCCGAUGCCGCAGAACUUGGCAUUCCUCUUCACCAAGAUCACGCCGGACCGGGAUGCUGCGCUUGUUCAUAAGUUUGAGUGGAAUGUACUUACGGCAAUUUUCUUUACCCAAGUGUUGAUGGUGAUCGGCUACUGUGCAGCAUUGGCUUGCUUUCCAGACUACUGGUGGACCUGCACGCUUUGCUUCGGGAUCCCCUUCUCGUACAUCGCCAUCCAGAACAUCUACAUCGAUCACGAUGUGAUGCAUGGUGCCACUUUCCCGGUGUACGAGUGGCAGCGUUUUUUGACCCACCCAUUUGCUGACUUCUUCAGCUUGCCGUGGGAGGAAUUCGUCCUCGAGCACAACAGGCACCAUGCCUCAACUGUGGACUUGCUGAUCCAGGGUGAGUUCGGCUGGGACCCCGAGGAGUUCCACUACGCCCUGCAGCAGUGGGCCGGGCCAUGGAGCUCCAACUGGUACAAGUACCUGCUCACCGUGCCUUUCAUCCCUGUGAUCCACUUCUUUGGCCUGAACGACACCGGCUCCCUGUUCGCCUUGGAGUGGUGGAUGCACUUUCCCGACGAGGGCCACCUCAUGGCGCCGGUCAUGUUUCUUGCUUCCAUGCAGAGUCUCUUCACGCUGAGGUUUUGGAGCAAGUGGAUUCCACGCCGCGUCAAGCACAAUGCCUUCGUGCUCUCCCUGUGGGCGUGCGUGUGGCUGCUCGGCACUUACCCUCUGGGACGUCCUCUGAGCGAGGGCUGGCGGUUUAUGUUCACCGUGUCCGUCUUCGCUCGCAUCGGCUACUCCGCGGCCUGGAUGUUCAUCACCAACUUCACUCAUAGCUUGCCUUGGAACGAGUUCCUGGCACAGGAUCCGGGCCGCACCUGGCCUGUCCUUCACAACGUGAUGGCCAUGGUCCUUGGAGGAAAGCACCGCUGGAACGAGAUGCUCUUCCACGAUGUCCAUCAUGCGUUCCCAAAUGCUGUCGGCACGCUGAGCCAGCGCGGCCGCUUCCACGGCUGGGAGAAGGUUCAUGAUGCAGCUGCAGAAGUCCUUCACCGUGGGCUUUGGAAGCCCAAUGGUGAUGAGGAAACCCAGAUGCAGAAGACGCAGAAGAAGCGCUCCUUGAUGAUGAAGCAGGGCAAAUGA
Symbiodinium sp. CCMP2592 is the source of this 1425-nucleotide messenger RNA. NCBI's taxonomy places the organism in Eukaryota, Dinophyceae, Suessiales, Symbiodiniaceae. The record is from the annotation of a GenBank genome assembly.